Molecule: messenger RNA, 716 nt
Organism: Sapajus apella (tufted capuchin)
Lineage: Eukaryota; Metazoa; Chordata; Mammalia; Primates; Cebidae
Gene: CD70
Product: CD70 molecule
Exons: 3
Coding region: 1-564 (187 amino acids)
Biological process (GO): immune response; tumor necrosis factor-mediated signaling pathway
Cellular component (GO): plasma membrane; extracellular exosome
Molecular function (GO): tumor necrosis factor receptor binding
Source: RefSeq, a predicted model, not a curated record
AUGCCCGAAGACGGUUCCGGCUGCGCGGGGCGGCGCCGGCCCCACGCGUGCGUCCUGCGCGCGGCUCUAGCCCUGCUGGUCGCAGCAGUCGUGGGGAUCUGCAUCGCCGUCUGCAGCUGGCGCCCCGCGCAGGUGCCGCCCGAGUCCCCAGGGUGGGACGUAGCUGAGCUGCAGCUGAAUCACACAGGACCUCGGCAGGACCCCAGGCUACACUGGCAGGGGAGCCCAGCACUGGGCCGCUCCUUCCUGCGUGGACCAGAGCUGGACAACGGGCAGCUACGUAUCCAUCGUGGCGGCAUCUACAUGGUACACAUCCAGGUGACGCUGGCCAACUGCUCCUCCAGGCCCCGCCCCCGCGCCACCCUGACCGUGGGAAUCUGCUCUCCAGCAGCCCGGAGCAUCAGCCUGCUGCGCCUCAGCUUCUACCAAGGUUGCUCCGUUGCCUCCCAGCGCCUGACGCCCCUGGCCCGAGGGGACAUGCUCUGCACCAACCUCACAGGGACAUUUACGCCUUCACGAAACACUGAUGAGACCUUCUUUGGAGUGCAGUGGGUGCACCCCUGACCACCGCCUCUAGUUAGGGUUUUUUUAAUUUUAUUUUAUUUUAUUUAAGUUCAGAAAAAGAAAAAAAAAAAUCAUGUACACACCAGCCAGCCGGGGUUGGGAGUAUAUUGGGUUUUUUUCUUUGUUUUCAUUUUCCUCUUAAAAAUACAAAA